AUGUUUGGUUUGGCAAAAUAUUCAUCAAAUUCCCUUCCUGACACAACCCUACUCAUUUACCUGGGCUUGGGACUGACACUCAGAAAGAACUGUCUGAGGUAUUUGUUGCUCUGGAUUGCAUUCUUUAAAAAUGCUGUUAAUAGAUGUGUUUGUUUUUUCUUGUGUGUCCAGUCAGUACUUGCAAAACAGAAGUCUUUGUUAGAGCGAGUGGAUUCUCUUGAUGAAGAGUGUGAAGAUUUGCACAGGCAGCUGGGAGAGAAGGAGGAGAAAGAAGUGAACCUCAAAAAUCUGUUGCAACAGCUGUCAGAGGAUAAGGAACGGCUCCAAGAAGAGCUCACUCAGCAGCACGCUUUGUGUUGUGAGCUGCAAAAGGAGAAGCAGAUGGUGGAAACUCAUGUAGGGGAGCUGAAGAAAAGCAUGGCUGAGCUGAAGGAAACUCUCCAGGUUUUAAAGGAGAGGGAGAGGAUUUUGGUGGCUUUUCCAGAGCUCCACUCGCAGCCACGACCACAGACUACAGGAAAUGUACUUUUGGAUAUGGAGCAUCAGCUGCAGGCAAACCAUAUUCGAAUCAAUGUUCUGGAGCAGGAGAAUGCUAAGCUGCACAGCAGUGUGCUGAAGCUGAGAGAACGAGCACAACAUGCUGCCUCCAAUGAACCCUCGCAGCAGCAGACACAGUGUCUGUCUCUGUCUGCGAACCAACCGGAAAAACAGCGAACUCCAAUGCAGAGUCCAGUGCAGAGCGGCAUGGUGCCGCACUUCGACUCUCUGCGGUCAGACGGAUCAGAGGAUCGUCUCUCCACUGCUGCUUCCUCACCAUCCUCCCUGAAAGUUCACCUUCAGACCCUCCACCUGGACCCGGACCUCACCAAAGGCCGUACUAAAGUGCACAGGGGUGCACCUCUGCCUCGCUCCAGGGGCCUCAACCACAGGAGGAAAUGAGAUGGACGAACAACAAAAGAAUCAUCUGCUCAUCUUUCAGCUGGUAUGGACUUCCUCCAGGAGGCUCCCAAAGCUGAGGAACAUUUAUCAUUUCCAAAAUGUGUCAGAUGAAAAACUACUGUUUAUGUCUGGACAAUUUUCACUUUACAGAUAUAUGAAUUAAUUUCUGAUAUCAAAGUACACGGUUUUGUUUUAUGUGUUAUCUUGUAAUUUAGAAAAAAAUCAUAAAUUAUUAUUAUUAUUAUUAUUAUUACUAAAUUUUCCUUUGUUUUCUAUUUGAAAAUGAGGUCCUUAACCUAAAUUUGGGAGUUUCUUUAAUUAAACUGAAAUAAAGAAGUAGAUUUGGUGUUUAUCAGAAUGGAAUUUUGGACAUUUCAAAUUUGAUUUUGCAUUGACCCACUGAGGAGUGGGGGGGGGGUGGGAGUCCAUCCAGUACAACAUUAUAUA
This is a messenger RNA of Thalassophryne amazonica, 1386 nucleotides long. RefSeq names its product coiled-coil domain-containing protein 157-like. Bases 1 to 939 code for a protein of 312 amino acids. The record is from RefSeq and is a predicted model, not a curated record. NCBI's taxonomy places the organism in Eukaryota, Metazoa, Chordata, Actinopteri, Batrachoidiformes, Batrachoididae. The transcript has 5 exons.